AAAAUCAGAGCAAGCAUAAGAACUACUUUUACUACUUCAGCUAUCGCCAUAUUGGUUACUUUAUGUGUGGCUUGACUGCAUAAAUACAGAUUUUGCCCAAGCGUGCAACAAGAAAUUAAUGUGAAUAUUUAUGAUACCUUUUAAGUCACUAUCUCUUCUACCCUAAAUUGUUUUAAUAAACAAUUUCUUUCCUGGCACAUGUGUGUUACCGCAACCAAAAUGCUCUUCCUUCAAUAAGAGCUGAAUCUAUUGAUUCCUUGAAAAGGUUAUAAUUCUUGUGGUAGUGCACUGGCAAAGUUAUACUGAGAUAACAUGUCGAUGCUGUAGGUCGACACCUGCAGCAUUCUGGGCAACCAUGCUUAAAUUUUGCUGUUAUUUUCUUUGGUAACCCAAGAGGAGGAAUAUGUUCACUUCCAGUAAUAAACUUACGUAAAACACUUAGCGGGUUACCAUUGCUUUCUAUAAAGGAACUAGGGAUCCAAGGAUAGUGUAAAGUUUCAAAUUUAAAAAGACACUGCAAGAACUACAUAGGGUCGCCGACAACCUAGAAAAGCUUGAUGGCUUACACUACGAAAUAAACAGUUACCAAAGGCAUUUCAUCUCAUUAUUUAUUGCUUUUAAUACGCUCGGCACACGAGUAGCGUGACGUUUGAAACAAGCCUAACACAUCAGAAACGUGCCUUGUGAAACUGAUACAAUUAAUCUAUUUAUUGUGUCACCAACAACCAAAUUUUGCAUAUUCUAAAUUUUCAUUUGCAUUUGCAGCUGUCGCUGAAAGCAACCUCACGAGGCUACUGCUAUGCUAAAUUUAUCUAAUAAACUAUAAUUGAAAUGGCUGUAUAAGAUAUGUUAUGAAUAAUAAGCACUAUGUCGUUACAUCAUUAAAAGACGUAUUUUAUCCGCAUAUCCGUUCCGUGAAUCCGCUCCAUCCGCUUCCGCAUUUUAACUUAAUUGUGACAUGUUUCACAAUAACAAGUUUCAUUGACCUUUGACUUUUCCCAGUGUGACGUGUGUCUAUUUUUAGCUUUUCGCAUGUGUUGAAUAUAAAUAUCACUUUAGAUUUCAAUAGUUUCACAGUUAUAGCAGUGUUUAAAACAUUUUUGACAAGCUUUGAUACAGUUCUGUGUACAGAAUACUACAGAUUGAUUCUCGUAAGAUCUGGUAGUGUUAUUGUUGCACUGAAUACGAGUUUGCACCGUUGACAACGGCGUUGUGCUAGACACUAGACAGUAAACAAAGACAAGGACCGUGAAUGUACAUGUUGGCUACAUGUACCUCCUUGCUUUUUUCUUCUAUUGCAUAAAGCUUGUUGGCAAGCCAAUUAAGCGAUUAGCGAUAACAAGUUGGCGAUAACACCUAAACACGUUGGCUAUCUCCUCGUCUUUCUUAUUUAUGCAAUGAGCUCUGACUCAACUGAUUCCUUUAGUCUCGUAAGUUUUUUUCUUCGUAAACGCCGUACAAACGCUUACCCGCUUGUGUUUAAUAGUUGUUUAUGCUUUAUUGAUCUGAUACAAAUCUGAUGCAAUUUUUCGCUCUUUGUACUGAGUAUAGCCAUCUAUUCUGUGAUGUAGCACCUUACACAGUCAAUGAGCAUGUAUAAUGAAGACACGGUCUUAAUAAUAUCGACGGUAAUGCAUAACAUCAAUUUAUAUAUUGUAUUACUAUUAUUGCGUAGAAUCUCAAAGAUUUUCUCAAAUGUUUAUAUACUUGAAAACAACACUGUCUCGCUUCUGCCUGCACGUACUGUACCUCUGUAUAUAAAUGAGUAUGCCGUGAAAAAAUAAUAUCGGCACUCAAUUGAAUGCCUAGAAGCAAGAUUUUCGACUCAAUAUUUACCUCUGAAAUGUUUAUACACUUAACUGCACUGUCUAGGCGGUCUAGCUCCUUCCUAGCUCUGUAUAAUGAAUAUACCGUCUAAAUAUUACCGGCACUUAUUAAAUUGAACGCCCGUAAUGCAUAAGAUCAAUUUAUAUAUUGUGUACAUUUUCAAAGAUUUACUCAAUAUUCACGUCUGAAAUCUUUAUAUACUUGAAAACAACACUGCCUCGCUUCUGCCUACGUACUGUACCUCUGUAUAAUGAGAAUACCGUGAAAAUAAUAUCGGCACUCAAAUGAAUGCCUAAGAAUCAAGAUAUUCAACUCAAUAUUUACGUCUGAAAUGUUUACACACUUGACUGCACUGUCUAGCUCCUUCCUAGCUCUGUAUAAUGAAUAUACCGUCUAAAUAUUAUUGGCACUUAAUUGAACGCCCGUAAUGCAUAAGAUCAAUUUAUAUAUUGCGUAGAUUUUCAAAGAUUUUCUCAAUAUUCACGUCUGAAAUCUUUAUACAUCUGAAAACAACACUGUCACCCCUUCCUAGCAUAUCGUGACGCCAUUGUGAUCUACGGCUUGAUAGCGCAUGCGCAUUUGCGCUACUAAAGAAAAAAAUCGGGUGUUCCGGGGUAAAAAUCCUUUACACAACAUGAGAAGCGAAUGGUCUAAAAUUUACAAAAAAUUACAAUAACGAAAGCGAUUCCUCGAAAUUUUUGUGAACUUGGCAAAAGGAUAACAGAAUAUGUAAAUAAGUUAACUGAAAUUGCCUAAAUAACCUUCAAAGUACUGACUAAGUACAAUAAAUCACUAUGAACAUAAAUCGUACACACCCCCCGGAAAGUUUACUCUAUGACUGUUUGACUGACUGAUUCGUGUGAAUUCGCCAGCCAUCACAAUAGUGUGAAGUGAAACUUCACACUAAAAAUGAUAGUUCAACAUAUAUUCGGAUUGAAAUAGGCUGCACUAGAUUGAGCGUAUCACUUAUUAUGUUAACUUAUUCAUGCAAUGGCUUAAUAUAUUUUUAUUCUGUGGACUUACCACCUCAGAAUACAACUUUAUACACGUCAAGAAAAUGCACAAAACACUUUUGUGGUUUACCUUAAUAUAUUUAGUCAAGGUCAUUUUUGGAAAUAAUUUUUUGUGCAUAAAAAAGUUUAGUUAUAAAAGUUUAUUGGUUUAAAAGUUUAUUUGAAUUUUAUAUACUGGAUGUAGUAUGUACAUGCAUACCUUGUGAUGAAUCGCACUCACAGUCUUGUAAAAGGUCACUGGACCGGCCUUUGACACCCGGAGAUUUAUACCCGAAGAUUUGUGCCCGCCUGCCCGGAGAAAAAAGGGUUGUUCGAUUUGACAAACUCGUGGUUGAGGAAUUUUCAGAACUGCUGCUGUUUGUAUGAUAGUUCUUUUGUGAUUACGUUGAGGAUAACUAAUAUAAAAUAAGUAUAUUUGGGGACAAAAGCUUCAAGUACAUUAUUGCUGAUCUAGAACGGUAAAAAACUUACUUAUUUUGUAAUAUAUAGCGACGUAAUUGCACGCGAAUUGUUGUUUUAUUUUCUUGUAUUUAUAUUGCUAAAUUUAGUUGUUUGGCUAAGUACUUUGUUGCCUUGACUAAAUAUGCUUUUAAUUGGACCUUUUGAGUCAUAUGUAGUGUGUCUGCAAUGUAAAAUGAUCUGUUUUUGUAGCGUAAAUAAUAUAAACCGUAUCUUGUGGAGUAUCAGUGUGGAAGUACUUCAUUUAAGCGUAAUAUACAGUCCCUCAGAAGGCGCGAGAGGUUGGUAGGUGAUUAGUACUCAGUACGAAACCCCUGCGCGUGAACAUUAUUGGUCCUUCGAGCCGGAUCGACAAUUAGCAAGCAGAGACAAUGUUGGUAUCUCAGUCUACAAGAUCACACAAAACCAGGGGGGUGGUGGACCCUCCAAAUACACAUGACAAGGAUUCCCAACAUGAUAAUGUACAAGUCGAAGUCAAUGCAGAAAAUUCAAACCCCUUGUUAACAGGGGGUGGAGACCCAACGGAAGUAGCAGUCAAAGCAAUCAAGAGAUGCCGGUUUAGAAGACGGGCUCUAAGGUAUAUGAUUGGAAGAUACUCUGAUGCUACCAGGCAAUUGAUGGAACAAGGGGGUAGUAGAGCGACCAUCAAGAAAAACCUGGGUGAUGUUCUGGAAACAUUCAAAGAAAUCGGACCCCUUCAUACCCAACUUGAGGAACAUCUUCAAGAUGAUGAGGAACUACUAGAUGACAUGAUGACAUUAGCCAACAUAAAACUGGAAGUCAAUACUAUCACUGGUAUGGUGCAAGAACAUCUGGAGGAGAGAGCAUCAGGAUCCAACAGUUCUAGCAAGUCGCAAAAUAGUUCUCUGCGUAGCAGAUCGCCCCCUGUCAUACAACAGGAAAACGCAGACUGCCAAGAUGAGUUCGACAAGCAAGAUGAGGAAAACCGAGAGGCAGACAAACAGCGGUCACAGUAAGCUGCCCAGCUAUCGGAAUUAUCCCGACAGAAGAGAGCAAAAGCAGCCCAGCCGCAGGAACAAGCCAAUGAAGCCGAAAGGCAGUCUGCAGUCACGAGCAAGAAAAGAGACAUCCCAAGACCUACAACACCUGCUUUUCCUAAAGAAAGAGAGCUCCACGGUACAGAGAAAGCUGCCCUCUAUGUAAAGCAUCUCGAUCAAAUUAGAGAACUAAAACCAGAUGUUGAAUGCGCCGUGAUGAUCGACAAGAAGAGGAAGAUUGGAUUGUUCAAUUCCAAAAGGAUCGCAACGUUGAACUGAGAACUGUAGACCCUGGAAAGAUCCCAGUUAGAGCAGAAGUCCCAGUCUAUCAUGGUGACCCCUUGCAGUGGCUUUCUUGGAGUGGCCUGUUUAAAGCACUAGUCCAUGACACGAGAAUGACCUCGGAAGCGAAAAUGGGAUUCCUGCAUACAAAAUUGUCGAAAGACUGUGAGCAGGUUAUCGCUGGCCUAUUCCCUGAUGAUGAGGGAUAUGCUGAAGCAUUGAUGUUGUUGCGAGAUCAAUAUGGUCACCCUACCAUGCUGCAAGUUGCACAUCUCCAAGUGUUAAAGUCAUUAGCUCCAAUAGAUAUGGUGUCCCAAGAGAAUUUGUCCUUAAAGUUCCAAUCGUUUGUUGAUCGAGCAAGAAGCCACCUCGCAGUACUCCGCCGAUACUGCAAAGGGGAGUCGCCCUUUGUAUCCUCCCUUAUCUACGAAUUAACCGACAAGUUGCCACAAGACGAUGCAAAGGCUUGGCGCACCAAGGUUGGCAAGAGGCAAGUUGCGAUGACAUUAGGGGAAUUUAGCACCUGGCUUGGAGCUAGAGGGAGAUCCUAUUGGAGCGCACUACCACCUAGCAACAUUACUUGUGACCAUCGAAGAAGAGACCGGAGAUCUCUGCACAAUCAAGGAAAAGCUCCCAAGUGUUCGAAAUGCAGUGGUGACCACAAGGCAAAGAACUGUGUUCAAUUUAAGGAACUGUCAGUCGAAGACCAGUUAAACUUUGCCAAAGAGAAGCGGCUCUGCUUCAGUUGCUUGGAGGAGUAUCACAUUUCCCGGAAUUGCAAAUAUAAGAAAGAGUGGCAUAUCGGGUUGCAAAGUGAAACAUCAUACCCUGUUGCAUCCGGAACAAAAUGCCCAUACUACAACCACGAAGACACCCCAUUCAGGCAUUGCCUUUGGAAUUGUUGAAGUGUCUGUAAUUGGUGCUAGUGGUAACGAAGUUAAAUGAAACCUCCUACUUGAUGAUGGCUCGGAUACAACGUUUGUAUCCGAAUUGUUUGUGAAGAAGUUGGGAUUGAGAGGGAAGAAAACGACUCUCCAUAUUUCUGGUGUUGGAGGUAAAGCGAGACGAAGGCAUCAACUGAGGUGAUCCUCCGAGUGAAGACCCCUGAAGGAAGUAACAAGCAUGUCAACCUCAAAGCAUGGAGUCUUGAAUCAAUCUGUCAACCCAUUGAGACAGUUCCAUGGCCAGAUAUAAAAACGAACUGGAGAAACUAGAUUUGCGAACUGUUGGUGGUGAAGUCGACAUCUUGUUAGGACUUGAUCAUGCGGACUUGCUGGUACCACUAGAAGUCAUGACGGGAAGACCCAAGGAACCUGUUGCAAAGAAAACAAGUUUUGGCUGGACGGCCGUUGAUCCCAUUGGAGGAUCUGAUACCAGACCUCGUGUGCAUCAUGUUUCCUGUACGGAUACAGAACCCCUCGACGCUGCGUUCAAAAGGUUUUGGGAAAGCGAAUCUUUUGGAACGAAACCAACGAACGAGCCAAUCUACUCAAAAGAUGAAAAAUGUGCGAUGGACUUAUUAGAACACAGAACUGUAAAGUUGGAAACUGGUUAGCAAGUCCUGUUGCUGUGAAAAGAAAAGCAGCCACGAUUACAAAAUAACCGCCAAGUUGCCCUAAAGCGAUUAGAAGGUUUGGAAAGACGUUUCGAGCGAGAUCCAGAAUACAAAAAGGACUAUCUCAAAGCUAUUGGAAAAUACGUGGAGAACGGUUAUGCUGUGAAAGUAAAUGAAAACGACAAUGUAAAUGGGCCAGACCAGUGGUAUUUGCCGCAUCACGGUGUCUACAAGAAGUCUGCAACUGAAAAGAAGCUCCGAGUUGUGUUUGAUGCUGCAGCCAAGUAUAAUGGAAAAUCCCUGAAUGACGCACUUUUACCUGGACCAAUUCUGCAGAACGAACUACCUAAUGUACUGACGAAAUUUACAGAAGGGGACAUAGGAUUUGGAGCUGAUAUCGAAGCCAUGGUUAGCAGAAUACGACUACGCGAAGAAGAUGCGAGGUACCAUCGCUUCCUUUGGAGAGAGAAAGACAGUGACAAGGUCGACACCUACCAGAUGAACCAUUUAGCCUUUGGUGACACAUCAUCACCCUGUGAAGCAAUCUAUAUAACCCGUCGCACAGCUGCUGAUUUUGGCAUAGGAAAGGAAGAAGUUGUAAAGGCCAUUGAAGAGAAUAUGUAUGUUGAUGAUUACCUUGACUCAGCAGAAUCAACAAAAGAAGCAAUCCACCGAGGGAAACAAGUGAAGAACGCUCUAGCUGAAGGUGAUCUCCAUCUCAGGAACUGGAUAUCCAAUUCUCCAGAAGUGACUGCUGCACUCGGAAAUGAUCAGGCCGACUCAGAACCAGAAGGAAAUGUGGCCAAUCUCGCCAAUCAUGAGCCGGAAACGAAAAUCCUCGGAGUGAAAUGGAACACGCUUUUGGAUGAACUCACCUUCAGUGUGACCCCUAUCGAAGAUGUGACCUACACCAGAAGAGGUCUACUAAAUAAACUAGCAGGACUAUUUGACCCUCUUGGAUUUUGUUCCCCCUACACGAUCAAAGCGAAGAUCCUUACCCAGCAAUUGUGUCUUCUGGGACUGGAUUGGGAUUAUCCUAUUCCACCUUCUCAGCUGAGCAAAUGGAAGGACUGGCUGUCAAAACUACCGGAGUUAGAAAAAAUAAAAAUACCACGUUGCAUACAACCACAAAAGGCAGAGGGUGAAAAGCUCCGAACUUCAUACAUUCUGUGACGCUUCGGAGGAGGCUUUUUCGGCCGUAGUGUACCUGCGAAGCUUGUAUGCGGAUGGAAAUGUGGUGUGCUCUAUGAUAAUGGGCUAUGACAAAAGUGGCCCCCAAGAAAGCGCUGAGUGUUGCUCGACUCGAAUUGCAAGCCGCUCUUCUGGGUGCACGUUUAGCAACGUACAUUCGCAAGGCUUUAACCCGGCCUAUAAAUCGUCUCGUUUUCUGGACCGACAGCAAAUGCGUCAUUGGCUGGGUGCGUUCCACUGCCGUAUGGUACAAACCCUUCGUGGCCCACCGCAUUGGUGAUAUCCCAACUUUGACUGACUCGAAGUCCUGGUGCCAUGUACCAGGUCGGUUGAACGUGAGCGACUACGCCACUCAAUCAAGAUUUGACGGUAAAACAGAGAUUAUCCCCGAAAGGUGGUUCACAGGACCAGCGUUUCUUUACCAGAGUGAAGACCACUGGCCCAAAGAAACUCCAAUUGAAGAAACACACGAGCCAACAGAGAUGACACCAAGCAAAGUGUUCAUCGCAAACUCGAAGAAAGACUCCACCGAUCUUCCAGCCAAUAUAAUUUUGACGCGGUGCUCAACCUUGUGGAAAGCCCGACGAGUGAUGGCGCAAGUUGAACGCUUUGUCGCCUUAUGUAAAGGUACCGAGCCUGCUAGUGGAGUCAUGACGGUUGAAGAAUUAAGAGUAGCAAUGGUCGCUUUGGUACGUCAAUGCCAAUGGGAGGCAUUUUCCAAUGAAUUCGAAUCACUGGAAAAGAGCAAAUGUGUUGAUCGACGUUCGAAACUGCUUUCAUUCACGCCGUAUUUAGAUAAGAACAAUGUAAUUCGCAUUGGUGGACGACUGGAUCGAGCCAAACUACCCUAUGAAGUACGACAUCCGAUUAUCUUACCGCAGAAGCAUCGUUUAACUGAGUUGAGUGUCGAUUGUUACCAUCGCCUUGAGAACCAUGGAGGUGUCGACCAUGUACUUGCUGCCAUCCGCAAUAAAUUCUGGAUAAUUCAUGGACGACAAGAGGUGAAACAGUUCAAACGAAGAUGCCAAAAGUGCAAGUGAGAAGGAGCCAAGGGGGGCCAUCAGCUAUUGAGUGAACUGCCGACCAAAAGAAUGACGCCCAUGCAACUGGCGUUCUACCAUGCCUCUGUAGACUACUUUGGCCCGAUCACGGUUCGGCCUACUCGUAACACUACAGCGAAGAGAUACGGCGCUCUAUUCACUUGUAUGACCACUCGAUGCGUCCAUCUCGAAGUUGUAAAAUCUUUAUCAGCACCUGAUUUUCUACAAGCCCUCCAUAAAAUGAUGGCAAGACGCGGACAGCCACGUCCCAUCUACAGCGACAAUGGUACAAACUUUGUUGGCGCAGAGUGCGAACUGAAGUCCAUGGUGAAGAAAUUGAAUGAAAGUGAAGAUCUUCAAAACCGCUUGACGAGGAUUGGAGAAGGAAUUUGUUGGAAGUUUCAACCCCCGGCGAGUCCUCACUGGGGGAGGAGUUCAUGAAAGUUUGGUAGAGUCCGUCAAAAGAGCCCUGUAUCGUACGAUAAAUCCGAACAAGAAGACCAAGCGAUCAAAUACGACUGAUUUGCAAUUGUCCGCCUUGUUUGCAGAGGUUGAAAGAUUUGUCAACUCUAGACCGAUUACGUAUGUAAGCAGCGACCCAAAAGACAUCGAAGCCCUGACACCGUACCAUUUCUGGCUGAAUCGAUGUUCACCAGUCAUUCCUCUCGGAGAUUACAGUCGGCCGAAUUUCCAAGAUCGUUUUAGACAAACGCAACAUCUCGCGAAUCUUGUGUGGCAACAGUGGGUAAAACUAUAUCUACCGACCCUGUUGACUCGUAAGAAGUGGAAGACUGAAGAACGAAACUUAUCGGUCAAUGAUGUAGUUAUUGUUUUCGAACCUAAUCUCAAGCGUGGUGAAUGGAAGUUAGGAAGAAUUCUCGAAGUUUUCCCAGGAAAGGAUGGGCGUGUGAGAGCUGCAAAGAUCAAGACGAGCCAAGGUGUUUGUACCAGACCGAUCACGAAACUUUGUGUCCUUGAAGAAAGCAAGAAAAUGGAUGAUCGUCGUCCCAACCGGAUCGAGACGAACGAUGGGGAGGAGUGAUUUAUACCCGAAGAUUUGUGCCCGCCUGCCCGGAGAAAAAAAGGUUGUUCGAUUUGACAAACUUGUGGUCGAGGAAUUUUCAGAACUGCUGCUGUUUGUAUGAUAGUUCUUUUGUGAUUACGUUGAGGAUAACUAAUAUAAAAUAAGUAUAUUUGGGGACAAAAGCUUCAAGUACAUUAUUGCUGAUCUAAUAUAUAGUGACGUAAUUGCAUGCGAAUUGUUAUGUUUUAUUUUCUUGUAUUUAUAUCGCUAAUUUUAGUUGUUUGGCUAAGUACUUUGUUGCCUUGACUAAAUAUGCUUUUAAUUGGACCUUUCGAGUCAUAUGUAGUGUAUUUGUAAUGUAAAAUGAUCUGUUUUUGUAGCGUAAAAUAAUAUAAACCGUAUCUUGUGGAGUAUCAGUGUGGAAGUACUUCAUUUAAGCGUAAUAUACAGUCCCUCAGAAGGCGCGAGAGGUUGGUCGGUGAUUAAUACUCAGUACGAAACCCCUGCGCGUGAACAGUCACAAAAGAAUUUGAACUUGUCAACUUCUUUAAUCUUGAGGUUGCUGCCAUCUUCACUGAAAUCAGGGAUGAUUUCAUCAAACAAUGUGUUUGCAGUUGGUAAGAACCUGGCAGCUACAAUCCGGGCCAAAACUCAUGUGGACACUUAACUCACUUUUGCAAAAAUCAUAACAAACACCUAAAACUUGAAUUUACUUGCACAUCCCCCACUCCCCCUCUUCAAUGUUGCUUAUCCGACUUAACCACACUUCGUAUUUGAUGAAAAAUCCCAUUCAACAUUAGCAUGGGGGAGUGGGGGAUAAUUAUGUAGGAAAAACGCCAUUCAAGGCCAAAUUCUGUGGGUUGUCCACAACGUUUUGUCCAGGAUUGUAGCAUACUUUUCCACAACAAAUGGUUCCAUGCCAGAUUGAUUUUCUUUCACAACAUCCGGCAUCACAUCAAAGGAGUUUAACCCAACAAUAAGUUGAUCUAACAUCGGUAAAUACUUCACAAAAUCAAACAUAACAAUUGCCCUAAAAGAAAUUAAGUCAAUUUAAUGCAUCAUGUUAAUACCUGUACCCAUUUUGUAUGAGCGGCGAAUUUUAUGAACCAUUUUUUCGCUACUACGGUGUGACUACGAGUAGUUGCGUAGUAGCCUGGUAUAGUGUUUCACGUACCGACAUGUCAUAUAAGGGUCUGAUAAGUGCCAGACAACGUGUUACACGCAUUUAUAAUUGCGUUGAAAACACGCAGUUGCCAAGUAACUACAGUGUUAAUUGACGCAAUUAAUAUACAUGCCAGAUAUGUCAAAGGACGGAAUGAUAAACGAUACUGGUGGUGAAACUACGUGUAGUUGCGUAGUAGCCACGGGAGAUCUACAUGCCAGAAAUUGGUGUGCAUGCGAAACAAGAUAAACAGGCACUGUAAAGCAUGGCUUCGAAAAGGGCAAAAGUCGACUUUUCUGCUGAAGCCAUUUUGCGAAAAAUCCAAGAGAGAAAAGAGCAUUUAAACCAUAUAAAUACCUUAAAAGUUCAACUGGUAUUAGAGGAGGUUACGGAUAGUCUGAGAAGUUUAAGGAAACAUGUAAACUUUGAUGUAGUUGGCUUGCUCGCGUUUAUGUUCGGAUUCGAAGCAAUCAUGUGGAUUAUGUUAGCAAUCAGACAUGUACCCAAAACCUUCGCGAGAUACAAAAAUAGUCGCUGCAACAUUAUUUUUACAAUAAUCGAUCACUUAUGCCCCUGCCGGUUUUCAGUGACAUUGGUUGAUGAUAUUGUUUGUUUUCUGGAAGAAUUUGCGCCUGAAAGCCCUUUCUUGGGAAAUUAUUCUGCUGUUUUUGAGGAAGGAAGCCUUAUGUACCCUCAGCAAAAGAGAGAAAUUAAAUUUUGGUGGUUUCAUCGUGCCUCCAGUGGAGGACUACUUGAGAUGUGGAUCCAUUUUGUCAGCUCCAAAUCCUCCGAGCAGUUGUACUUUGUAUACAAUCACUGGCCCUAAACAGUGCACGAAACUGGUGCUUCGAUGUAAGGACUGCAAAGUCUCGUAUGGUCACUCAAUGAUAGCUGAAGGCAAAGGAAACGCUUCCUACUAUUCUGAGGCUAUAGCCGCUGCUGCUGAUCUUAUUGAAGUGACCAAUGUUGUAUACAUGGAGAAAAGAUUAUACAGAUGGCUACCGUCCCUUAUGUAAGUAAUUAAAAUAUAGAUAUUAAAUAUAUACGGUAUUGGUAUAGACAUAGUAAAUUCAGUUUAAUUUCUUUGUAUGACGUCUGAUGACCACUCUAAGUUUGUUCAACUUGCGGUUGUUCAACUUCACAUUUAUUGCCUGCAUGCAUGGAUAUCAGCAAUAUUAAACACAAGUUAUAUGACCUAUUUUCUUUUUGCAGGAAUCAUUGUUUUGUUUCAUUUGAGGGAUUUUCAGUAUCCUAUAAUGAGUUGUUCAGUCGCAAAAUUAGAGAAAAUUUUGAAUCGGGUAAUUUCAUUUACAUUCUUGGACUUAUUACUAUUAGUUCAUUUCUUCGAAUAUAUAAAAAUACUUUAAUAUAGUUUAUAAUAACAUGAAUCGCAUUUAGAUGUUACAGGAGAUCAAAAUGACAACAAGCAUAAAAAUUUUGUCCCCAGUUUCUCAGAUGGUAAGCAACUAAUGUAUCUAUAAUUUUCAAUAUGGUUGUCACUUGUCAUGUAAAAGAGCAAGAAUUCCUUGACCUUGUUAUUGUUAUCAUAUUAUAAAGCUUUCUAUUAUAAAGUGUCUCGAAUUCAUGUAUUUUAUAAUACUGAUAAAACCUGUCAUGCAUGUUUAAAAAUUUCUUCAUGCAACUUUUAAAAUUUGAAAAAUUAAACGUUAAAUUUUUAAAUUUUAAAGAGUAAAAAAAAACUAUGUAUGUCCGCCUGUCUAGCUUUUAAAUUGCGGAAUUGAAAUAAACUGUAGAUGCUGUUAACUAACCAUACAAUUAACUAAAUUUCAAUGUAUUCAAAUAAUUCAGUGUCCAGUGAGCGUAAGGUUGUUAUACGUUUACUAACUUAUAGUUAUCUACUUUCACACAAAAUUAGAAACUGGACCUAUGGCUAUGAAGAUAAAAUUAUUAAACUAUAUAUUGCAAUGAACCUUGUAGAAUUCCUUGACGGAGAAUUGGAAUUGGAUGAUGACAACGACGAGGAACCUGUGCACGAUACAUCAGGUAAUUUAUAGAUGACAAUGACAUUACUAAGGCUAAUUAAGUAACAUAUGUGCAGUAUACGUAAAAUGCUCUAAUUACUCAUGGAGGAUGUUGUUUCUGUAAUCAUUCUGUAACUCCCUAGGGCCCUUACGAUGCAUUUGGCUCGACUGCGGUUGAUGCCAUUACAGGUCAUCAUGAAAGUUUUUGAAAUAAUUUUUUAAUUAAACAACCUAGCUGUCCCCCAAGAAAAUAUCCGAUCAUGAUCUAAUGACAUUCUAGUAUUUCCAUCUGAUCAAUAUAAUAUCUAAACAGUUUUUCUCAUUUAAUUUAUCCUGGUGCUAGUGUCAACACUCAAAAAUUAAUUGCACCCGCAUUACGGAAUGAAAUGUUGAUAUAUUAAUUUUAAUUAAAACAUGCAUAUAUAUACUCUAUAUUAUACAGGGUGUGAACUGAACAGAUUUGAAAUUGCUCUCAAUUUUGUAAAACAAAAGUUGUUGGGUUGAAGAAUAUGUUGGGUUUUUAAUUAUUAUAAGUAAACGCAUGCUUUGAGGGAAAUUAGUGAUUAAAUGUCCCCGCAAACCGAGGAAGGUUUACUUUUACUAAACCUCCCAAGGUUUGCGGGGUCAUUUAAUUACUAAUUUCCCUCAAAGCAUGCGUUUAGUUUGUAAAAACAUGGUAGCCGAGGGAAUCGCGCGUGGUGUUUGAUUGUCUUAUGAUUGUGGGAUGAACACUUUUCAUAUAUACGUACGCGGAGAAAAACAUCCCCGUGUUCAUUCUUUUCAGGGAUUGCAGAAUAAAAACUGGCAAAGUGAUUGUCCGAAUGUGUACGGGACGGUGUCGUCAGAUACUGUCCGAUGAUUUUCAAUGAGGUACAGCUCUCCAAUGAGAGGUAUUAAGUGAGGUACGCUUUUGUUUUCUAAAUUUCCCUCAAGCAUGCAGGGGAAAAUUAGAAGACAAGGAAAUCUUUUGUUUUCAACUAAAUUUCCCCGUUUCCCGAGGAAAUUUAGAAGACAAAAGUGUAUGCAUGGGUAAUGAGGGAAACACGUGAUUAAACGUCCCUGUUCAAACAAAAGAAACCCAGUGCUACCAUGUGUUUACUGUACAAAAUUUCAGACAAGUUGCUUUAGUUUAAGCCUUUAACUAUUCAUUUUCCCCUAAAAUAUCAGCCUUUCGCAUGCUUUAACCUUCACCUAAUUUGCAUAUUGCUGACAUAUGCAAAUUAGGCAAAGCAUUAAUUGCGCAUGCAAAAGGUGAUUUUUCAGAAAAAAUGCAAGUUUGCGUAUAAAUAGUUAACAGGCUUAAACUGAAGCAAAUUGUCUGGAAUUUUGUGCAGCAAUUAAACGUCCAACACAUUUUUCACCCAUUAACUCAAAAUACGAAUAAAGCUUUUAAUUCUCGUGCGCCAGCCAUUUUUAGUUUGUUGGAAAAGACAACACCCCUGGUUUACAAAAUUUGAGUUGGAGAAAUUUUAUUCAUUAUUGUACAUUAUAAACUACCAAAGAAGCUAUAUAUAUCAAACACUGGAUACUAAUAGCUGUUUUGCGAAAUGGAGAGCAAUUUCAAAUCGGUUCAGUUUUUUUUAUACACCUUGUAGAUAAAGAUUUCAUAUAUCAAAUAAACAAUAUACAUUGUGUAUAUUUUCUUAGAAGAUGAUAUGCUCAAUACCUGCUGUGCCGCAACAAAAAUUGCCUUUGAAACACAAAGCUGAUAAAGGUAAAAAUGAUAAAUUAAGAUAAUUGUCCUUAAUAAUUCUGUAGUCUAAUAUUGAAUUUCAUGCAGUUAUAUUUAUACGUAUACUGUAGUACUAUGCGUGUACUUUAUUUUAGCUCACAUUCCUGGUGAACUUCACCGUAAAUCAGUUGCUAUAGCAUUCUGGGAAUAUGAGCUUUAUCAGGAGCUUUGUGACAUGGGUAUAGACUGUAUAGCAAGUAAGUGGGUAUUCACAAAAGCGCAAGUAGCUACUAAUUUGUCUGGUUCCAAAGAUGCUGCCACUGAAUACAUUGUGGCAAAUCAAGUUUCAAAUACCUAUGGACAUGAAUGUUUCAAAGGAUGUGGGAGUAAAGGUAAUUAAAACAUCGAAUCAUAUAGUUAAAUACUUGUGUUAGUAAAUACAUGUUAGUUAAUAAUACUAGUAUAGUAAGAUUAUAGAAAUCAUGAAUGAUACGUGAUUCUGUUUGUAAAUGUCUAGGUUGUGGAAAACUGUAUGUUUUAGAUGGGAAUUGGAAGCUGUGUUAUGCACACUGUAUGUUUCCAGUUCCUGUCACUAUUGUUGAAUAUGAAAAGGAAUAAAUUAUCCAAAAGUUUGUCCCCGGAAUCCAGAGUACAAGUCAGCAUUCUGUGAUAGGCAUUUGGCCAUGGUCAUGAGCAAAAGCAUUCCUACAGGUUUAAAGGAAUUUUUGCAGUAUUGCAAAAACAAGAAUAAAGGUAUAUAAAGCAUGUUGAGAUAAUCACGCAUGCAGAACUACAAAAAUUCAUUAAUUAAAGUUACAUAUAGGCUUCUUGAUAGUGCUGACAUAAUUCCGAAAUGUAACCUAUUUGCCCGACAUUUGUAGACCCUACUAAUCUACUGGAAGAUCUGGAAUUAGAUAUCUCUGAUUGCAGUGAAGAUAAUGCUGCAGUAUAUCAAGGUAUAGUAUGCCAGAUGCUUCAAAAUAUAUGUUAUAUAUAAUAUACAAUAUAAAUUGGCAGUAUUCCAGCUAAUGGAUUCGUGAUAUCAGAUUGUGAUCCCGUUUAUAAACGUGAUAAAGAGAAUAUUUUUUAAAGUUUAGUCAGCUACACUUAAUUAAUUAGCUAGAGAAUAGAGUUUAUGUUGUUAAUCCCAAGAUACAAUUGAAGCGUCUUUUAUGGUGUGUCACACGACAAAACAUUGAUUUCCGUCCAAGAAAUUGCUUGAACUUAGUUUGAUAUGCAUUGAUCGAGGUUGUUAUUCUUUUCAAUUCUACUUUUAAAGGUACCAGGAUGUUCAUGGUAAAAAAUGUGAAAUUGGUCGAGGACUGUGAGGAGGCUGAAGUGGUGUCGUGCAAUAAAGAUACUGUGGGGAAAACACGCUUACAGAAAUGGUCAAGGGGAAUAUUUGUUAUAGCAUCAG
Paramuricea clavata is the source of this 15622-nucleotide messenger RNA. NCBI's taxonomy places the organism in Eukaryota, Metazoa, Cnidaria, Anthozoa, Malacalcyonacea, Plexauridae. The record is from the annotation of a GenBank genome assembly.